Aspergillus eucalypticola CBS 122712 is the source of this 941-nucleotide messenger RNA. RefSeq lists its product as uncharacterized. The record is from RefSeq and is a predicted model, not a curated record. Lineage: Eukaryota; Fungi; Ascomycota; Eurotiomycetes; Eurotiales; Aspergillaceae. The transcript has a single exon. The annotation marks the transcript as partial.
GGAGAGGUGCAGCAGGCUAUUAUGAUAGUAGGCUAGUUGUAUAAUGCAUCUCGCUUAAGUAUCGGUAUGAAACUCAUGCUAGUUGUGUCGGAUAUGUUACUUUACUGUCGUCGAGUUGCCCAUUCUGGACAACAUACGGAGUACUUUAGGAUGAAUGCAUUCGUAUAUGCUCGCAGCAACGGAGUAAGCAAGAAAGUAGGUAUGACAUGGCUUACUGUACCUCUUUUACGUGAGAUGAGAGAGUAUUGACAAAGAAAUCUCAAAUCCAGGGCCGGAAAAGGCAACCCGGACACGCGGCGGAGUGCUCCGUUGAGACAUGAGACUGGAUAGUAUUCUUCCGGUUACUACUUUUGCCUCUAGGCAAAACAAUAAUGCAAUAUGAGGAUCGAGAUCGAGGCCAGGUCAUGGGUACAGCGAUUAUUACUUUGUUACUGAUCUAUUGCAUGUUAACUGCAAAGUACAAGCGGUCAAGCGGAUGAUGAUGAUGAUGAUGGUUAUGCUGCUGCUGCUGCUGCUACUGCUGGCGGUGUUGUUCGUAAAACUCGUGGCUGUGAUUGAGCAUGGACUGGAUCGUGCCGAGGCACCAAAUAUCUGCCGACCGUUCAACAAUGAUGAUAAUAGGUGCUCUGAUAGCAGACCCAAGAUAGAACAAGCACACCGUGUUAUGUCUUGGUUGACUUGACUUUUCGGAAAAAGUGAGGAGAAAAGACACGACAAGACGUGGUUAAGAGUGGUCCCAACUCAAAAGAGAUGGAUGAGUGGAUGAAAGAGGCACGCGAUGGGAGGAGGAGGUUGAAUAAUUGGCAAGUUGAGAACAGGCACCCGAAUUUUGGAGAGACAGCAGUGGGCGGAUAGGAUAAUCGACUAGUCUAGUGCCGGUCGUUGCAGUCACAGGAUCCACCGAAUGCGAUCCGAGGUCUUAGAUAUCCUCGCGCUUUUUG